CACAACAAGGACGAGCCACGGUUUACCGACUUUUCCAACUUCCUCGGCAUUAACAUGCCAGAAGACAGCGACAGCACGCUAACUGUCAUCAACUCGGAUCUGUACAGUCCUCUAAAUAACGUCGAGGAUGUGUACGGCUGGGAUGCCGACUAUGAAACCAAGAUCAGAUUCGGCAUCACUGCGGAUCGGGUUUGUGGCUGCGAGUGUCAGCAUGCAAAGACCUUCGGGAGCAAGCGAAAGCUCCUGCACCGAGUCUUUGCGCUGCAGACCGGCCGCAGGCAAACACGGGAGUCCAGCUGUUGAAAGCGGACACACUCUCGCAUCGCGAGCGAACACUUCUUCCCUCACCCGUCAACCAUUAAUUAAUCAACUUCCACGCAUCACUCGGCGUCAAAUAACAUUUGGCAGGCGGGUUUUCUGCAUACUUCGGGGGCACACAAAAGGAAUCACCAGGGCAUGCAUACACGACCGGAAACCAAAAUCAAAGACGGGGACCUUUGUCAAAAUUACCAAACAUCAUUUCAGGCACGGCGUUUCGGCAACUUCUUUGUUCGUUGUACAUAUUGUAGGGGAAGCGGUGGAGCAUUUGGGAGUUGAGCGAGCAUUUUUUUUGAGUCGAGAGACGAGGACAUGAUAAAGCAUCACGAGAGACAUUGCAUAGGAGUUUGUUGAUUAAUUG
This is a messenger RNA of Microdochium trichocladiopsis, 679 nucleotides long. RefSeq lists its product as uncharacterized. The transcript is spliced from 2 exons. Bases 128 to 634 code for a protein of 168 amino acids. The record is from RefSeq and is a predicted model, not a curated record. NCBI's taxonomy places the organism in Eukaryota, Fungi, Ascomycota, Sordariomycetes, Xylariales, Microdochiaceae.